CGCGCCCAUAAAGCAGCCCACGGAAAUCCGAAGUCGGAAUAGCAGCCGAAGGGAAAUCAGGGCGGAGGAAUUUUUGCAGGACGGAGAGAGGGGGAGGCCGAGAGAUUUGGGAUCGUUAGCGUUUGAGGGGAAGAAGAGGGGAAGAGGAAGGCAUGGCGAACCAGGGAGCCAAGAAGAGGAAGGAGGAGAACAGGAAGCACAUGGCCAUGCUCCUUCGCGUCAUCAUCGCCUCCAACGUAUUAUAUGUCUUGGUGAGAAUGCUUAUGUUUUAUUCAACUUUCACUUGGAAGCAUUGGGUUGGUCUACUUAUUACGUCGGCUGCCUAUGGAGUUUCAUAUCAACAACUUGCUACCAUGGCAAAACCCGCAUACUCUGAUGAUGGUGAACUCCUAGAUGGUGGGUAUGACAUGACGACUGGUGGAGUCUGUGGUUAUCUGCAUGAUGUGAUCUACAUAACAAGUUUUGUGCAGCUGACAUCCAUUAUCUCUGGUAAAUUUUGGUGGACUUAUUUAGUGAUACCUGCAUUUGGUGCAUACAAGAUUUUUGGUUUAUUAAAAGGAAUACUUUUUGGAGGUUCAGAGGUGGGUGUCGAGGAUGAGAAGAGCCGGAAGAAAAGGGAAAAGAUGGAGAAGAAGGCUGCCAGGGGCAAAAUUGUUAGAACAAGGAAUAGGUGAUAUCAUUUAUAGAAUAGCUCCUUGUUUAGUUUAGGUUAUAUAAAAAGAAAACUUCCAAGGUUGCUCGGGGCUUAUGAAGGUCAGUCAGGUCAGGUUCACCUGAAGAUGAGAUGAUCCUGAGCUUUUUAUUCUUCUUGUAAACCGUACAUUCAUCCAUGAAUGCUGAGAUGGAGCUAGCAGGUUGGAGUCUCUUCAUUAAUGUGACUGUUUAAAGUUUUAAUUUUUUUUAAUCUCUUUCAUCUCCUUAAUGUAGUUUGGAAAGAUUAUUAAUGCUUGUAUUAGCAUCAAAUUCUUAUACCUUGGUAGAGAAUGUACUGGUAUAAUAUUGUGUUUCAAGUAAUCUUGGUUGGGA
Molecule: messenger RNA, 1026 nt
Organism: Elaeis guineensis (African oil palm)
Lineage: Eukaryota; Viridiplantae; Streptophyta; Magnoliopsida; Arecales; Arecaceae
Source: RefSeq, a predicted model, not a curated record